CGGCCAUUAAAAAAAAGAAGAAAGAAGAAGAGAACCGUGGAACAUGUUGGCUAGACCAUACGAUACGAGAUACAUUACGCUUCUCACAACUUCUAUUUUCUGUUUACAUCACGUGUCCUUCGUCCAAUUACGCGUCCGUACGGUGUUUUUAAACCACGAUGAAGUCGUACAAUAAUUAAUGUUAACAUGGAUGCCAACAACGUGGAAGAAAAUGGAGCGUUGAACGGAAAAAUCAAAGAGCACCCCUCGGAACCCACUUCGAAAGCUCGCGAAUUUUUUAGGAAAAGAUGGUUUCUCUUAUUCGUCGUAUUCCUCGUUUUGUUAGUCAUCGUGUGUAUAAUCCUUCUUCUCGUAUUUCUCAUACCUUACGUGAAGAGGGAGGUGAAGAGAGAUUUUAGAUUACCUCCGAACGUAUCGCCCGAGCAUUACGAUUUAGAGAUUCGGCCGCACCUGGAACCGGAAGAUUUAAGAUUCGAAGGGGUUGCCGUCAUCACUUUCGCUUGUGUAAAUACUACGGACACGUUAAUCCUUCACGGCAAUGGCUUGAACGUUCGUGAAAAUAGUUUAGACGUGGCUUCUACCGAUGGAAAAUUGACUUUGGACGUAAUCCACGUCGGUUACGAUAAAGAAAAUGAAUUUAUAAUUUUCACCCUUUGCCAAAACUUACAAGUUGGCCGAAAGUACAAUAUUCGUAUGAAGUACGAUGGAAAAUUAUCCAAUGCGCUCGGCUUUUCUGCUAUUAAAUACCAAGAUAAUGGCGUCGAAAAGUAUGUGGCCUUCACCAAAUUCGAACGAACUUACGCGAGAAGAGCAUUUCCUUGUUUCGACGAACCUCAUUACAAAGCCAGAUUCACUAUUUCGAUUGUAAGAAGGAAAAAAUAUGUAUCUUUAUCGAAUAUGCCACGUAAGGAAACGUUGGAAAGAGACGACGAUUGGGAAGUUGACAAAUUUCAAACGUCGGUAGUCAUGUCUACUUACUUAGUCGCUUUCGUCAUCGGUGAGUUUAAAAGUAUCGAAAAUGGCAAGGUUGCCGUUUGGUAUCUAAGAAAUAACACCGAUAUGGAAUUUAUAUUGGAUAUAGCUCAUAAGACUCUCGAUUAUUUCCAGAGAUAUUUUCGAAUCGAUUACGACUUACCUAAACUGGAUCACGUAAUUGUUCCCGAAUAUCCUUCUUACGGUAUGGAAAAUUGGGGUUUGAUCAUGUAUAAAGAAAAUGCGUUUCAUCCCGAAGCGACUAGGACAACAAAAGCUGCUUUAAUUUCUCACGAGAACGUACAUCAGUGGUUCGGCAAUUUAGUAACUCCUAAAUGGUGGGACGAUUUGUGGCUGAAUGAAGGAUUCGCGCGAUAUUUUGCGUCGGUAGGAGUUCACGGCAUCCACCCGGAAUGGAGAAUGGUAAACAAAGGAGAUAUUCCUCAUACCUUGGCGCUCGAUAUCUUCUCUUAUUUUCCUUACGAAAAGGAUGUUCUGGUAUUAAAUGUAGUGGGUUUUACAGAAAUCGGAUACUUUCUGAGAAAUUAUGAAAUGGCUGUUUUUCAAACCAACGUACAAGAAAAAUGGAAAGUUGCCGUUUGGUAUCUAAGAAAUAACACCGAUAUGGAAUUUAUAUUGGAUAUAGCUCAUAAGACUCUCGAUUAUUUCCAGAGAUAUUUUCGAAUCGAUUACGACUUACCUAAACUGGAUCACGUAAUUGUUCCCGAAUAUCCUUCUUACGGUAUGGAAAAUUGGGGUUUGAUCAUGUAUAAAGAAAAUGCGUUUCAUCCCGAAGCGACUAGGACAACAAAAGCUGCUUUAAUUUCUCACGAGAACGUACAUCAGUGGUUCGGCAAUUUAGUAACUCCUAAAUGGUGGGACGAUUUGUGGCUGAAUGAAGGAUUCGCGCGAUAUUUUGCGUCGGUAGGAGUUCACGGCAUCCACCCGGAAUGGAGAAUGCCGUCAUUAAAUAGAAUUCAAAUUUUAAAAGAUGCCAUGUUCUUUGCCGACAAAGGAGAUAUUCCUCAUACCUUGGCGCUCGAUAUCUUCUCUUAUUUUCCUUACGAAAAGGAUGUUCUGGUAUUAAAUGUAGUGGGUUUUACAGAAAUCGGAUACUUUCUGAGAAAUUAUGAAAUGGCUGUUUUUCAAACCAACGUACAAGAAAAAUGGAAAAAAUUUAUUCAAUACGCUUUGGGAUCGAUUUACGCUAGAUAUUUGCAUAAUUGGGCUAAAGAAAAAAUUGAAGAAGAACUAUUCUUAUCAAAAAAUACAUAUAUUUCUAUUUUGUGUAAGUACGGUUAUAAAAACUGUUUAAGUAAUUCGAGAGAAGUGAUGAAAGAACUCAUGAAAGGAAAGGACCCAAAAGAAAUGUAA
This is a messenger RNA of Centruroides sculpturatus (bark scorpion), 2346 nucleotides long. RefSeq names its product leucyl-cystinyl aminopeptidase-like. The transcript has 14 exons. The record is from RefSeq and is a predicted model, not a curated record. Gene Ontology annotation, biological process: peptide catabolic process; proteolysis. Bases 187 to 2346 code for a protein of 719 amino acids. NCBI's taxonomy places the organism in Eukaryota, Metazoa, Arthropoda, Arachnida, Scorpiones, Buthidae. Gene Ontology annotation, molecular function: peptide binding; zinc ion binding; metalloaminopeptidase activity. Gene Ontology annotation, cellular component: cytoplasm.